AUGCUAACCAUCAUAUUGUGUGACUGUUUAAUGGCGUUUGAGAUUAUCAUACGCCAAUAUCUGGUGAUACCGGUGGUCGACAUGACCCUACCAUUUACGCCAAACGCCAUAUAUAUAGUUCAGUCCAUCGAUAAUUACAUCGACGCCACUAUACUAUACGUGCAAUCGUUCACAUUAGUAGUCCUGAGUUGGGACAGGUAUUACGGCAUAUGUAGACCUCUGUGCAACCCUUUCGACAGGCUGUCCAGUCGAACCAUAUAUGUGUGCAUUUGCACCGUUAGUUUAAUACUGUCAGUACCAUUUGUGGUCACGUCAUAUGUGUAUUACUUUGACUACCAAUCUAAGACAUUGGUUUGCCUAGAUAACUCUGAACAAUAUAUGCCGGUGCUUAACCAAAACAUGGUGUUCAAGCAAAGCACCCGUUUAUUUCGGUUAUUCAUGGAGUUUAUAAUACCGGCCCUAUUAGUGACUUACUUUACCCUCAGAAUUAUUAUCCAUUUGUAUAGUAUAGGCGACCAUUCCUGGAGACCGGUAGCCAAACGCCUGUUGGCAGUGUUAGCGGUAUUUAUCGUUAAGAACACGGCUUUCCAUACGGCCACUAAGUUCUCAUAUUAUCAACCUGGAGAUACCUGUCCCCUAAGUGCCCAGUAUUACGUGUGUUUCAUGAUUAUAAGAGCCACGGGUUUUGCCAAUUCAUUGAUAUUCUUCUGGUUCGCCACCGGAUUCAAGAAGAAUUGUCUCCAUUUUAUUGUCAAUUGUGUUCGCGUUUACGAUAAGAAUAUUCCGGUUCCCGAAGCGAGGUUUAGUCGGAAGGGGACUGGGGUUCAGAGGGUCCACCGAGCGAUGAGUGAAGACGACUCAUACGAAAUGAUGAAAUAUAUACUCUUUCACAGAGGGCUUAGAAAACAGUACAAACCGGAUAUGGAUGCUCUACAGGUAUUAAUCCUUUACAUCUCUUACCCCUUACCUAUUCAUUAACAU
Oppiella nova is the source of this 981-nucleotide messenger RNA. The record is from the annotation of a GenBank genome assembly. NCBI's taxonomy places the organism in Eukaryota, Metazoa, Arthropoda, Arachnida, Sarcoptiformes, Oppiidae.